CGGCUCAACUAUACUUUAGGGGACACAAAAUUAUCCACUUUUUUCUUCUCAAUCUAAUAGUUUUCGAUUCGUAGAAUCGAAAAAUGCAGCAGUUUAAAAGUUAUGAGCGUGUAAAGUUUGACACUUUUGGUGCAUUUGGUACGUUAAUGCGACGUCAUAUUGGCUUCUUGUCCAAUGAACGGUGUCGCUGGGUGUCGCUAGCAGCAUACAGAACCAGGUACUGAUGAAACUCACACAGAGAAAAUUGAAUCCACUUGGCGUUUGGCAAAAGAUUGGAUGAGAGGAAGGAAGGGGGCGAUUUCACGAUGACGAAUUUGCAGACCGCUUAUGUGAAUAUUUGUGGAGGCGGUUUUGUCGUCACCAUAAAAUAGAUUUAUUUGGAUCUAUGAUUGAAGCGAUUCGAAGUCAGUAUGUUUUCAAAUAAGGUAAACGGAAAUCACAGUGUGGUCCGUGCGAGGGGCAAUCAAAUUCAGGAUGAAUGCAAUAUGGCGUCAUGCUAACCUCAGAAAUGUCCUAAAAACGCUUCAUUUCAGAUACGUGUAACUUGUAACACUACGUGUCAUUUCGACAAUUACAACUUGCAUUUUUGGAUUUUGCGUAUAAAAAAGUAUUAAUGUGAAAAAUGUUUAAGACCCGUGAAACACUUGCGGAGGCGUAAGGGUGGGCUGAACCCUUUACCCACCUUUACCUGCCUUUACCUGCCUUUACCUGCCUUUACCUGCCUUUACCUGCCUUUACCUGCCUUUACCGAAAGAGAAAAAUAGUAAAUCCGACCCCACAUAAAUAAUACCCCACUCCUUGAUUCCCCUUCUUCGCGAUGCUAGCGAAAUAAAAUGAUUGAAACGAAGACGCGUGUAGUCAUUCGCGAGAGUGAAAGAUUAAAUAGCUAUCGAUAAAGCUAAGAAAGAAUUAUGAUCGCUUUAUUAAUCAUCGUUUCUAUCGUUGGAAUUUGCAGUAGCGUCGAUGUCGAAGAUAAGUAUCGUUCACCGUGGCAUUACAAAUGCGAGGGUGGUCUUUGCAAAAAGGAAUUAAUUAAAAAGGAAAUGAAAUUGGCUGUCCCGUUGGAAAUAUGCGAAUUGUUUUGCGAUGCAUCCAGUUUGUUGUGGCCAAAAGCAACCGGUCACUUGUCUCUUAGCAAAAAGAUGGUUCACCUUGAUCCCGAGAAAAUCGAAUUAAUCGAUACGCCGAGUGGUACACAAGUUGAACAUCUUCUUGAAAGGAACAUGGAUUUAUUACGAGAGAAUGCAAAGAAUUUGAACGGGAAAUUAAUAGAAAGUGGCGAUGGUGGUGCAGGUAUGGUUGUACGAUUUACGGGACUCGUUAAAACUGACCGUAUCAAAUUGACCUUGCACACGGAUGAAAGUUACAGUUUAACUGUGACACAAGUAAACGAAACGUUGCUGGAAACAAGAGUGACCGCGAGAUCGUAUUUCGGUGCACGACACGCGCUGGAAACGUUGAGUCAGAUGAUCGUUUUCAACGAUUUUCGGAAUCAGAUUGAAAUUCCAAAUGAAAUCUCGAUUACCGAUGGACCCGUAUAUCCGUACCGUGGACUAUUACUGGAUACCAGCCGUAAUUUCGUCGACAAGUCAAAGAUAUUAAAAACGAUCGAUGGAAUGGCCAUGUCAAAGUUAAAUACUUUACACUGGCACAUUGUCGAUUCUCAGAGUUUUCCGUAUGUCAGCAGAAGGUGGCCAAAAUUUUCAACGUUCGGUCGUUACGCUCGAAACAAGAUCUACGAUCAGAAAGACAUUAACGAGAUUCGGGAUUACGGGCUGGUUCGUGGUGUCAGAGUAUUGCCGGAAUUUGACGCACCAGCCCACGUAGGAGAAGGAUGGCAAUGGGUAGGAAACGAUGCGAUCGUUUGCUUCAAAGCAGAACCAUGGAAAAGUUAUUGCGUCGAGCCACCCUGCGGUCAACUUAAUCCAACCAGUGAUUUUGUAUACGAAAUUCUCGAAGGAAUAUACAGAGAUAUGUUUGAAGAUUUUCAACCAGAUCUAUUUCAUAUGGGAGGGGACGAAGUGAACCUAAAUUGUUGGAACUCCUCGGUCGUUAUUCAAAAUUGGAUGAAAACGGUGAAAGGUUGGAAUCUGUCGGAAACGAGUUUCUACAUGGUUUGGGAAUAUUUUCAAGAGCAGGCAUUGGAAAGAGUAAGGCUGGCUAACGGAGGCAAAGAAAUACCCGUUAUUUUAUGGACCAGCGGUCUAACCAACGAAAAGAAUAUCAAUCGUUUGGAUCCGGAUAAAUACAUAAUACAAAUUUGGACGACCGCAAAAGAUCCUACGGUCGCUAGAUUAUUACGAAAUAAUUUUAGAGUGAUCUUUUCGAAUUACGAUGCCCUUUAUUUAGAUUGCGGUUUCUCAGCGUGGAUCGGUGAUGGUAAUAAUUGGUGUUCUCCUUAUAAAGGCUGGCAAAAGGUUUACGAAAAUUCUCCUUUCAAGAUAAUUAGGUCGCAAGGCCUCGAGAUGAAAAGGAAUCUCGUGUUAGGAGGCGAAGCGACUCUUUGGACGGAACAAGCUGAUAGCGUGUCCGUUGAUUCAAAGCUAUGGCCUAGAUCCGCGGCGCUUGCCGAGAGACUAUGGGCAGAGCCAAACUCGAGUUGGAUUUAUGCAGAGCACAGAAUGCUCAGGCACAGACAACGACUCGUAAAAAGAGGUAUCCUCGCCGACGCAUUGGAACCUGAAUGGUGUUUACAAAAUCAAGGCCAUUGUUACGCUUAAUUCUCAUUUCAUUUCCUUCCAAUUCUACAUACAUAUAUACUCUCGCAUAUACUCGUACGCGUAUGUAGUGAUAUUAUAAUCAAUUUGAAAAUCGUC
Molecule: messenger RNA, 2816 nt
Organism: Osmia bicornis bicornis
Lineage: Eukaryota; Metazoa; Arthropoda; Insecta; Hymenoptera; Megachilidae
Gene: Hexo1
Product: chitooligosaccharidolytic beta-N-acetylglucosaminidase
Exons: 7
Coding region: 912-2720 (602 amino acids)
Biological process (GO): glycosaminoglycan metabolic process; carbohydrate metabolic process; ganglioside catabolic process
Cellular component (GO): membrane
Molecular function (GO): beta-N-acetylhexosaminidase activity
Source: RefSeq, a predicted model, not a curated record